Molecule: messenger RNA, 1884 nt
Organism: Colletotrichum orchidophilum
Lineage: Eukaryota; Fungi; Ascomycota; Sordariomycetes; Glomerellales; Glomerellaceae
Product: plays a role in the entry into G0
Exons: 4
Coding region: 1-1884 (627 amino acids)
Biological process (GO): transmembrane transport
Molecular function (GO): transmembrane transporter activity
Source: RefSeq, a predicted model, not a curated record
AUGUCUGCGGGACUUGCGGCCGUCUAUCCUGCGGAGCAUGGAAGCGACAAGCUAGGAACUAUUCCUCGUUUGCGACGAGAACCUGAUCUUGAAACAGUCCACGAAAGCCCAAUAACACCGCGAUUGCCCGAGCUAAACGCCUCCGCCGAUGAAAUUGUUCCAAUUCCAAACGAGGCUCUCGGUGAUGCGCACAAUCGCGACCCGCCUCUCGCCGACGUCCCCAGCGCCGCGGUCCCGAAACUCUCGGGGACCUCUAUAGCCCUCACCAUGACGUCCCUCUGUCUCUCAGCUACUCUCUCCGCGCUAGACUUGACAAUUGUAACCACCGCCGUCCCCAACAUCGUCGCCUCCCUCCACUCCGUCGCCGGCUACAUUUGGGUCGGCUCCGCCUUCAUCCUCGGCUUCACGGCCGUGACCCCCGUCUGGGGUUCCGUUGCGGAUCUGUGGGGCCGCAAGCCCAUCAUCCUGCUGGCGCUGACCAUCUUUCUCGCCGGAAGCUUGCUGUGCGCGCUGGCACCCCACAUGGACGCUCUGAUUGCCGGCCGCGCCGUACAGGGUGUCGGUGCGUCCGGCAUGGGCGUCAUGGUGAAUACCAUCAUCUGCGACAUGUUUUCGCUUCGCGACCGUGGGUUGUAUCUUGCCGUUACGUCUGUCAUUUGGGCUAUUGGGAGUGCGGUGGGCCCGGUGCUCGGCGGUGUGUUUACGACACGGCUUAAUUGGAGAUGGUGUUUUUGGAUUAAUCUGCCUAUUGGCGGACUAGUCUUCAUCGUCCUCUUCUUCUUCCUCGACCUGCCAUCACCCAACACGCCGGUACUGGCCGGCCUCAAAGCCGUCGACUGGACAGGAAGCGCAUUAUGCAUGGGCGGAGCCCUCAUGGUCCUCCUCGCCCUCGACCUUGGCGACGUCGCGUACCCCUGGUCCUCCGCCACCAUAAUCUGCCUCAUCGUCUUUGGCGGCCUCGUCAUCGGUAUUUUCCUCGUCAACGAGUGGAAAUUCGCCGCCAACCCCGUCCUGCCCCUCAGACUCCUCUCGAGCUGGUCGAAAGCGGCGGCCUACAGCGUCUUCGCCUUCAACUCGUACGUCUUCAUCGGCAUCACGUACUACCUGCCCCUGUACUCCCAAGCCGUGCUGGGCGCCGACGCGUUGACGUCGGGGUUGUACCUGCUGCCCCUGAUCGUCUCCUGCUCGCUGUCCGCGGCCUGCGCCGGGGUGUUUAUCCAGCGGACGGGGCGGUACCGGGUGCUCAUGUACGCGGCGCAGGUGCUGUUGAUGCUUGGCACCGGCUUGCUCAUCCACCUCGCGUUCGAGAAGGACCUGGCAAAGCUCUUUGCGUUCCAGAUACUCACCGGCGUGGGCGUUGGGCUGAAUAUCGAGGCGCCGGUGCUGGCGGCGCAGGCUGCGACGACCGUGCGCGAUACCGCCGCUGUGCUGGCGACUAUGGGCUUUUUGAGGUCGAUUGCGACGGCCAUCUCUGUCGUUGUUGGCGGCGUCGUUUUUCAAAACCAGAUGAAGGCCGAGAACCCGGCUCUGGUUGAUGCGAUUGGUGCCGAGCUGGCUGGCCUAUUUGACGGAGAAAACGCGUCGGCUCAUGUGGAGGAUAUUGGUCUUCUUUCGGCUGAUCAGCAAGUGCCCGUCAGACAGGCCUAUUUCAGAGCACUCAAGACGGUCUGGAUCAUGUAUGUUGCAUUUGCAGGGUUGGCAUUGGUCCUCAACUUGUUCGUAUCAGAGCACCAUCUGAGUGAUGAGAGGAAGGCGGCUGUUCUAGGCGUCGAUCGGGGAAACCCCGACUCGCUAGAACAGCCGGUUCAGGGAGAAGAGUUACCGCUCGAAGCAACUGGCAGACAGCAAAAUGAAGCUCAUCAGCUGAGAAACCGGGCUACAUGA